GCCCCACGGAUGACUCUUGGCCCUGAGUGAGGGUGUCAGUUGUCCACAAUGGCAUCCCAAUUUCCCCCGUUUAGAGUGGACUUUCUGCUCCCUUCCUGCACCCCUGAGUCCGUUGGUCUCAGCAGGACCAUGAUUGGAGUCAGGAUAGAAGAGGUCCCACAGAGUUUUGAUUGUGGCCUUCUCGCCCCCAUUCCUGCUUGUCCCCAUCAGUCACAAUCUGAGCUCUCUGGGUUGGGUCUUGAGACCAGGAGGAACCUAGCCCUGCCCAUUGCUAGGGGAGACUGCCCUGUCACUGCUGAGGCUGGCCAGGGGAUGAUGCCUGAGGACCUAACACAAAGCCCCCUUCCUAUUCCAACUCUCAGGGGUGCUACUGGCUGCUGGCUUGGCAACAGCUCUGCUCACUGGCCUUGGCCUACUUCUGAAACCCGCUGUGCCCCAGGCCUGCCCCACAAAGUCUUGGGGAUCCCAGUGGAGAAGCGUGGGGCAGCCUCCUACUCCUGCUGUGCAUGUGACUCCCAGGGACAACCUCCUGUCCUACGAAGACCUUGAAGAAGCUGAUUCUAGGGAGAAGGACAUGACUCGGGGUGCAGGGGAACCACCCCAGGCCCUGACGCUGGAGGACUUCAGUGUGCGCACACUCUAUGACAAGCUGGAGGACCAGAGUCUGCACGUAGCAGCCCAGCUGAGUAGGCACAGGGAGGAUGCAUUGGCCUUCUACAGGGCGGCAAGCCAGCAGCUACAGGGACUCCAGGAUUUUCUGCAGGGCACCAGCCUGACAGAACUUCCAUCUCUGGUCAAGGACAAACACCCUGAGCCAGGGGUCAAAACCCGUAGGGAAACAGUCACUGGAGAGAGCGAGGAACCACAGGAAGCAAGAGCCAGUCACACUGCCUCAUCUCGGACAGACUCCUGGCAGCUUGCUCCGGGCUGUACUCCAAGCAUCUCUCCCUUGGGCUUCCAGCCAGAGCUUAGCAGAACCAUCACUGCCCUGGCAUCAGCACUUUCUCGGGCACGAGAGCCACCUGUUGGGGCCAGCAGAAAGGCCUCUAGCCAACAUGAUGAACAGUCUUCCUUCACCAGUCAGAGGGACUCACCUAUGAUGGGACAGCCUCCAUUCAAUGACCAGGAACCCCAGAGCACAAGGCCCCAGCAGGCCCCGGAACCUCUCCAGAUCCCCAAGCAGGACGUUAAAGGAAGGGAUGCUCAGACCCUCAGUCCUGAGAAGGGGAUCCUUGGGGCUGGACUCAGACGUAGACCUGAUAUUGAGUUGCAGAAAAAGACAUGGCAGGUGGAAGAAGCUCUGGAUGAGCUGAAUGAGGAGUUCUUUUGGCUCAGUGCUCAAAUCUUGGAGCUCCAGAAGGAGGAUGGCAAGCUGGACCGACUCUGCCUAGGGGAAGACAACACCUCUGUGGGCACACAGGCGCUGAUGCUGGAGGUACAAAGGAUCCACCUGGCUCAGAGGAUUGAGGACCUGGAGUGGGAACUGUCCCUGCUCCUCCAGACUUCCAAUAGCAGCUCAAGAGCAGAAGGGAGCCGAUCCAGCCACAGUGCUAGCCAGCAAGUUCCCGAGUCACCGUGGAUGCAAAGGUGGCCACCUGUAGGAUGUACCUUCUACACCAAGGACACAACUACAUCCCUGUGUUAGGAAGGAAUGGGUACCUGAGGCUGGGGGUCUAUGCUGGCUUAGAGGUGCUUCUUUGUGGACACUCAGAUUUCUGUCAGAAGCUGACCUCAGCAUGUGCUAAACUCUGCUUUGCUCCUUUGGGGUGA
This is a messenger RNA of Peromyscus maniculatus bairdii (prairie deer mouse), 1770 nucleotides long. Lineage: Eukaryota; Metazoa; Chordata; Mammalia; Rodentia; Cricetidae. The record is from RefSeq and is a predicted model, not a curated record.